AUGGCGCAGUCGCUGGAGCUGCUGCUGAUCCAGUUCCUGAUGCCGGACAACGACGCGCGUCGGCAGGCGGAGGAGCAGAUCCGGCGGCUGGCCCGCGACCCGCAGGUGGUCCCCGCGCUCGUCCACCAUCUCCGCACGGCCAAGACCCCGAACGUCCGCCAGCUCGCCGCCGUGCUACUCCGCAAGAAGAUCACCUCUCACUGGCCCAAGCUUCACCCGGACUCCAAGGCAUCACUUAAGCAAGCCCUCAUCGACUCAAUCACACUCGACCACAGUCAUCCUGUAAGGCGAGCUAGUGCAAAUGUCGUGAGCAUUAUAGCUAAGUAUGCUAUCCCUGCAGGAGAGUGGCCAGAGCUGUUACCUUUCCUUUUCCAAUGCAGCCAAAGUCCACAAGAUGAUCAUAGAGAAGUGGCUUUGAUUCUUUUCAGCUCCCUUACUGAAACUAUCGGAGCUACUUUUCAGUCUCAUCUGAACAAUUUGCAACCUAUUUUACUGAAAUGUCUGCAAGACGAAACUAGCUCUCGAGUCAGAAUUGCAGCCCUAAAGGCUGUUGGAUCAUUCAUAGAGUAUGUCAAUGAUGGAGGUGACAUUGUAAAAAUGUUUCGGGAUUUUGUUCCCAGUAUCUUGAAUGUAUCAAGGCAGUGUCUUGCUAAUGGAGAAGAAGAUGUUGCUUCCAUUGCGUUUGAAAUUUUUGACGAACUAAUUGAAUCUCCUGCACCACUUCUUGGAGACUCUGUGAGGUCAAUUGUGAAAUUCUCGCUGGAAGUUUCUGCAAACCAGGAUUUGGAAAUAAAUAUAAGGCAACAGGCUAUCCAGAUAAUUUCAUGGCUGGUAAAAUUUAAAGCAUCUUUCUUGAAAAAGCACAAGCUGGUUGUACCUAUCCUGCAAGUUAUGUGCCCAUUGCUUACGGAAACAGCUAAUGAAGAUGAAGAUUCUGAUCUAGCAGCAGAUCGUUCUGCUGCCGAAGUCAUUGAUACAAUGGCUAUCAACUUACCAAGGCAUGUUCUUGCACCAGUUCUUGAGUUUGCUUCUGUGAGCUUUCAUCACAUUAAUCCGAAGUAUCGUGAGGCUGCUGUGACAUCACUGGGUGUUAUCUCAGAGGGUUGUUGUGAACAUUUGAAAGAUAAGUUGGAGGAUUGUCUGAAAAUUGUUUUGGAAGCUUUAAAGGACCAAGAACAAAUGGUUAGAGGCGCUGCAUCUUUUGCUCUUGGUCAGUUUGCUGAACACCUGCAACCAGAAAUUUUAUCUCAUUAUGCGAGUGUACUUCCAUGCAUUCUAAAUGCUCUUGAAGACCCAUCAGAUGAAGUUAAGGAGAAGUCAUAUUAUGCUCUUGCAGCAUUCUGUGAGGACAUGGGUGAAGAUAUCCUACCAUAUCUAGAGCCCUUGAUAUGCAGAUUGGUUAUGUCUUUGCAGAGCAGUCCUCGGAACUUGCAAGAGACAUGCAUGUCUGCAAUUGGUUCGGUGGCCGCUGCUGCGGAGCAGGCUUUUACCCCAUACGCCAAAAAAGUCCUUGAGAUGAUGAAAGGUUUUAUGGUGCUUAUUAAUGAUGAAGAUCUGUGUGCACGUGCUAGGGCUACUGAGGUUGUUGGGAUAGUAGCAAUGGCAGUUGGCAGAGCAAGAAUCGAAGCAAUAUUGCCUCCUUUUAUUGAGGCUGCUAUUGCUGGUUUUGGAUUGGAGUACAGUGAACUCAGAGAGUACACUCAUGGUUUCUUUAGUAAUGUUGCUGAAAUUUUGGGUGAUAGUUUUACACAGUAUCUUCCUCAUGUUGUCCCUCUCGUAUUUUCUUCCUGCAACUUGGAUGAUGGUUCUGCUGUGGACAUUGAUGAUGCUGAUAGUAUUGAAAAUGGAUUUGGUGGUGUUUCAUCUGAUGAUGAUGUUAAUGAUGAGCCAAGAGUUAGAAAUAUCAGUGUUAGGGACGGGGUAUCUGGAGGAGUCACUGAAGAUUUUGAUCAGGCACAGUGGAAAAAGAAUAAAAGUGCUAUUCCAACAAUAUUUUGCAUAAAAUCCAGAAUGUGUUCCGUAAAAUGUGAUUUUAUGGCUUUGUUGGUAGUUACAUUGAUAACCCUUCUUGCAGAUAUUCUAACUGCUGUUAGGGCAAUACCUCCUACACAUGCUGAUGUACUAGAGAAACAGAAGGAUGUCCUUGAUACUGUUUUGAACAUCUACAUCAAGACUAUGACAGAGGAUGACGAUAAAGAGGUAGUUGCACAAGCUUGCAUGAGUGUAGCAGACAUUGUGAAGGACUGUGGUUUUGCUGCAAUUGAGCCUUACAUGCUAAGGCUUGCUGAGGCAACACUGGUUCUUUUACGUCAAGAAUCAAGCUGUCAACAAGUAGAAUCAGAUGGCGAGGAUGAUGGCGACAUUGACCAUGAUGAAGUUCUCAUGGAUGCAGUUUCAGAUCUUUUGCCUGCUUUUGCAAAAGUGAUGGGAUCUUAUUUUGAUCCUAUCUUUGCAAAAUUAUUUGAUCCGUUGAUGAAAUUUGCUAAAUCUCCCCAUCCCCCCCAAGAUAAGACUAUGGUUGUGGCAACCUUAGCUGAGGUUGCUCAGGAAAUGGGUGCUCCAAUAUCUGCUUAUGUUGAUAAGAUAAUGCCUUUGGUGUUGAAAGAGCUUGCGUCAUCUGAUGCUACUAAUAGGAGAAAUGCUGCUUUCUGUGUUGGCGAGAUAUGCAAGAAUGGGGGUGCUGCAGCACUGAAAUACUAUGGGGAUAUACUUCGUUCUCUGCAUAAUUUGUUUGGUAACUCAGAAUCAGAUGAUGCAGUAAGAGAUAAUGCUGCUGGUGCUAUUGCUAGGAUGAUAAUGGUGCAGCCUCAGUCAAUUCCUCUCAACCAGGUUCUUCCAGUUUUUAUCAAAGCUUUGCCACUAAAAGAAGAUCAUGAAGAAUCAAUGACUGUCUAUGGUUGCAUCUGCAGUUUAUUAUUAUCAUCACAUCCCCAGAUCCUUCCCCUUGUGCCUGAUGUCAUACAUGUGUUUGCCCAAGUGGUGGUAUCCCCAGAUGAGAGUGAUGAAGUCAAAACAAAUAUUGGCAAGGCUGUUUCUCACUUGAUAUCUGUCUAUGGCCAGCAAAUGCAGCCAAUACUGAGUGCCCUUCCACCAGCUCAUGCAAGCGCGCUGGCUUCAUUUGCCAGUAGAAGAUGA
This is a messenger RNA of Miscanthus lutarioriparius, 3135 nucleotides long. Lineage: Eukaryota; Viridiplantae; Streptophyta; Magnoliopsida; Poales; Poaceae. The record is from the annotation of a GenBank genome assembly.